AUGCGACACCUCAUCAGCCUCUCCCUCCUCCUCUCCCCUCUGCUUACCACCGCCCAGACCCUCCCCCCUUACAAAUGUUUAUAUGAAGGCUCCGUCCCAGGCUGCGUUCAAUUUGGAGUCAUAGCGGCCACAGACUGCGCCCGCCUCGCUCCUACCUACCCUCGCACAACUAACGCACGAUUCUUAGCCUGCGUUUGCAGCAAUAAUAGAGCCUGGGUUCAAUUUGCAGGCACCCUUCUAUCGUGCAUCGGUAGCGAAUGUCCGGAUAUAACCAGACAAAAGCUGACUGAUGAUAUUACUGCUUUGUGUGAUGGACAGAGUGGUGGUGGUGUCGGAACUUCUAGUCGUCUUUCUGCGACAACGACGGUGACGGUGGAUGUUUCAACGAGCGAGCCUACGAGAGGGACUGCUACGGAAGAGACAUCUACAGAAGCGACCUCUACCGAUCAAUUAUUCACUGCUGGUCCCAUAAUACCUGGUGGUACUCCGACCAGACUGUCCACGGAAGAGACAUCUACAGAAGCGACCUCUACUGAUCAACCAGCUACUAUUAUUCCCAUAAUACCUGGUUAUUCUACUGGGGACUACACGGAGGUGCCUGUAACUUCAGUACAAGAACCAGCUAUUUAUUCUACUUUGACUACUACUACGGAGCUUUCGAGUACUACGAGUGGACUGUUCUCGGUAGACCCUAUAUUUUCAUCAGGAACUACAUCGGUCAUAAAUAGCACCAGUGUUGUUGGUGAGCCGACUAGCCGUACCACUGGAGGACCUCCGUCGGUCUCGACGAGUGCUACUGCUGGUGCUAUGAUGAUUACUGGGCCUGGAGGGGUUUGGACGGUUGUGGGAGGAGCUGUGCUUUUGAUUGCUGGUAUGGCUUUGGAAUUUUAG
Molecule: messenger RNA, 891 nt
Organism: Orbilia oligospora ATCC 24927
Lineage: Eukaryota; Fungi; Ascomycota; Orbiliomycetes; Orbiliales; Orbiliaceae
Exons: 1
Coding region: 1-891 (296 amino acids)
Source: RefSeq, a predicted model, not a curated record